This is a messenger RNA of Oncorhynchus nerka (sockeye salmon), 5666 nucleotides long. Its product is annotated as FERM domain-containing protein 5-like. The record is from RefSeq and is a predicted model, not a curated record. Lineage: Eukaryota; Metazoa; Chordata; Actinopteri; Salmoniformes; Salmonidae. Gene Ontology annotation, cellular component: cytoskeleton. The transcript has 9 exons. Bases 1 to 1218 code for a protein of 405 amino acids.
AUGGCCCACAGUAAUCUGUCUGUUGUGUCCUCAUCUCCCAGAGGACAGACUCCAGAAGAGUCCGAGCUGAACUUCCUGCAGAAGGCCCAGGAGCUGGAGACGUAUGGUGUGGACCCUCACCCCUGCAAGGAUGUGUCAGGGAACCCUGCCUUCCUGGCCUUCACUCCGUUUGGCUUCACUGUCCUGCAGGGGAACAGGAGAGUCCAUUUCCUCAAUUGGGACGAGGUGACAAAGCUGAAGUUUGAGGCAAAGACAUUCCAUAUAUAUGCAAAUCAGAAAGAGGAUAAGAAGAUCAUCUUGACAUAUUUUGCACCUACACCUGAGGCCUGUAAACACCUGUGGAAGUGUGGAGUUGAGAAUCAGGCUUUCUACAAGUUGGACAAGUCCAGCCAGGUCAGAACGGUGUCCAGCAGUAAUCUGUUCUUCAAAGGAAGUAGAUUCAGAUACAGUGGCAGGGUUGCUAAGGAAGUGAUGGAGCAAAGUGCCAAAAUAAAACGGGAACCUCCAGAGAUUCACAGGGCUGGUCUGGUACCCAGUAGGAGCUGUCCUUCCAUCACCCACGGCCCAAGGCUGACCAGUGUCCCCCGACAAAGACGGAGAGCUGUACACAUCUCCAUCAUGGAGGGCCUGGAGUCCCUACGAGACUCCGCCCACUCCACGCCCGUGCGUUCUGUCUCCCAUGGCGACUCCUUCAUGCCGCGACACCGUCACCACACAACAGAUGCCGGCGAGGGCGGGUCAUCCCAGCGGGUCAUCUCUGAUGAGGCCUACUGCCCCUCAGACAGUGUGCUGCCCACCCCCAUGGCCGAACACAGCCUGGAGCUAGCCGUGGCGCGCCACCCUAAUGGAGCCCCCUGCAGCAUCGAAGAGGAGGAGUCGGAGGCCGGGACUCCUGAGGGACAGGUGGCUGAGUUUGGCCCCGACGGCAGAGUGCUUCGGCUGGGUCGGACCAGGAAGUCUCUCCCUAACAAGGAGGUGCAGGAGCUACAUAAGUUCAUCCUGAGUGUGUUGCGUAUGUUCCUGGUGACCAUGGGACUGCUGUUUGCCCUGCUCUCCCUCCUCAUCAUGCUGACUGAGUCUGACCUGGACAUCGCCUUCCUCCGGGACAUACGCAAGACGCCUGAGUUCCAGCAGUUCCACUUUGAGUAUUUCUGCCCUCUCAGACGGUGGGUUGCCUGCAAGUUCCGCUGGAUGGGAGGCUUCCUUAUAGACAAGUGAGAAAGACUGAGCGAUGGAGGGAGAGAAAGAGGAGUGAAUGAAAAAGAGGCCUCUGAGAGGACGUACGCGAAGGAUGGAGGGAGGAUAGGAGGAAGUCAAGGAAGGCUGUAGACAGGAAUGGAGGGCUGCUCCAUCUGAACGGGAAUUAACCUUCAAGCUUCUCCCACAAGUCACUUCCUGUUACAAGCCAAGGACCGCCCCCUUCGCUGACCCUCUUCCCUUUUCUAACCAUAAGACUGAACGGGGGACAUUUUCUGAGCUCAUGUUUUACUUUGGAAAUUCAGGUCAUUUCAAGGUACUUUAUUUUUUAUCAAGAGACAAGGCAACAGAGUUAUAAAAUGACAUAAAAUGAGACAUCUGAGGUCUGUUAUAGGCCUGGGAGGAAACACAUAUUAUUCAACCAACAGAACAACAACAGUUGCCUUUAUUUUCUAUUACUUCAUAUGAACAUCAAUUGUAAGAGAGAAAAAAACUGUAUAAUAAUAAGAUGGAUACAAAUAUAUUAGAUGGACAUAUAAAAACAGAGGUGUGAAGUGUUGAGUUGUGUACUGUUUGAGCUGAGAAAGGAUGAGAGAGAAAGAUGAAAAACCAUGCCUUUUACUCAUUUGGGGUCAACAUCUAAAACAUCCAUGAUAAUCAUUCUAAUGCUGCUGAAACUUUCAUUUGGGCUGCUAUUGGAGGAGAAACAUUUCUACUGUCAGGAGUACUGAAUUCUGGAGUCUGACAAAGAAACAAAGACAUGAUAUUCAAUAGAAGAUGUAAAAAGGUACGUUUUUGAAUGUACAGUACCAUUCAAAAGUUUGGACACACCUAGUCAUUCCAGUGUUUUUCUUUAUUUUUGACUAUUUUCUACAUUGUAGAAUAAUAGUGAAGACAUUACAACUAUGAAAUAACACAUAUGGAAUCAUGUAGUAACCAAAACAGUGUUAAACAAAUAAAAAUAUAUUUUACAUUCUUCAAAGUAGCCACCCUUUGCAGAAUGUAUAAAAAGCAGACAACAAGUGCUCAGCAUAUGCGGGAACUCCUGUUGGAAUAACAUUGGGGCGGCAGGGUAGCCUAGUGGUUAGAGCGUUCCGGUUACUAGGCCAAGGUACAAAUCUGUCGUUCUGCCCCUGAACAGGCAGUUAACCCACUGUUCCUAGGCCGUCAUUGAAAAUAAGAAUUUGUUUUUAACUGACUUGCCUAGUUAAAUAAAGGUCAAAUAAAAAAAUAACAAAAUUCCAGGUGAAGCUUUUUGAGAGAAUGCCAAGAGUGUGCAAAGCUGUCAUCAAUGCAAAGGGUGGCUACUUUGAAGAAUCUAAUCUAAAAUAUAUUUUUAUUUGUAAAACACUUUUUUGGUUACUACAUGUGUUACUUCAUAGUUUUGAUGUCUUCACUAUUAUUCUACAAUGUAGACGAUAGUAAAAAUAAAGAAAAACCCUUGAAUGAGUACGUAUGCCCAAAUUUCUGACUGGUACUGUACAUAUACACUGAGUAUACCAAACAUUAGGAACAGUCUCAAUUCACCGGGACAUGAACUCAACAAGGUGUUGAAAGCGUUCCACAAGGAUGCUGGCCCAUGUUGACUCCAAUGUUUCCCACAGUCAAGUUAGCUGGAUGUCCUUUGGGUGGUGGACCCUUCUUGAUACACACGGGAACUGUUGAGCAUGAAAAACCCAGCAGCGUUGCCGUUCAUGGCACAAACUGGUGUGCCUGGCACCUACUACCAUACCCCAUUCAAAGUCACUUAAAUCUUUUGUCUUGCCCAUUCACCCUCUGAAUGGCACACAUACACAAUCCAUGUCUCGAUUGUCUCGAAGCUUAAAAAUCAUUCUAUAACCUGUCUCCUCCCCUUCAUCUACACUGAUUGAAGUAGAUUUAACUAGUGACAUCAAUAAGGGAGGCUUUCACCUGGUGAGUCUAUGUCAUGGAAAGAGUAGGUGUUCUUAAUGUUUUGUACACUCAGUGUACUAUACUGUCUUGUAAGAAUGUUGAAAAAUAUCUGUGUAAUGACUGUGGGUGUCCUAAACUUGGUUUAUAGUUUGUUUGUUAGUUAAACAUCAUUACAAAUUGGCAUGGAACAAUCAAGAGACAGUCAUACAGUACAUCAAAACUAUAAACCAAAUGAAUGGAAUUGUUGUGUUUUCUGAUUUCAAAUGGCAUCAGAUAGAAUACUGUUACCAAUUAUUUUAAUCAAUGUAUAAAAACUAGCAAUCAUGAGUUAAAAAAAAAACUUUCAAUCAAACUAGAUGCAAUGGUGUUCUUUGUUAUUAUCAUGUGACCUGGAAAGUACAGUAGGGGGUAGAACACAGUGGUCAACCUCUUGAAAACACUGACUAGAUGCAAUGGUGUUCUUUGUUAUUAUCAUGUGACCUGGAAAGUACAGUAGGGGGUAGAACACAGUGGUCAACCUCUUGAAAACACUGAUUAGAUGUGCAAUACUAUAACGAUAAAAACUAGGAGUAUUUUACGGUUGGAUAUGGUACAUUUUAGUUUAUUAAAUGUGCACUUUGAAAUGAAUAAUUCUGGUUAUUUUCCAAAGGUAUAAGAAAAUGAAAAUGCCUGCUGUGAACAUGCCUAGGUGAAAAAUACAUUUCAACUUGUAGUUGUGCUAAUGCAUUGGGUUAUUUUAAAAUGUUGAAUAUAUUGAAGUCCUGCUGAAUUAUUUUGUACAAAGUAGAGUCUCCUUAUAUUUAGAGUUUUCCUUGUAUAACCUAUUUUAACUGAACUAAUGUUAUUUUUUUGUCAUUGAAAAUGAUACUUUUUUAGCGCAGUGAUUCAGAUGAGGACUAGAAUUCAAAGAAAAGUAGGUAGAGAUUCAGGGACAGUUUCCCGGACCCAUAUUAAGCCUACUACACCUGAGCUAUGGCAUCCUUAAUGGUGCAUCUCCAUUCAAAGUGCUUUGUAGUCUAGGAAUUGGUUUAAUCUGGGCCAGGGAACGUUUUUGUCAGGUUUACCUCCAAAUCCACCUAAGGGAGCAUUAUACCCUCUCAUUUUCACACUGUCUUUACAUGUCUACCAAAGAUACCUCUCUGCAGCCUCAGUGGUACUUCACAUGAGAUCUAGAGUUCCUGAGGAGGGUUUGGGAGAGGGUUGACUAGUGAAGAGCUGCAGAACAGGACAAUGAUAAUCACUGCAAGCUUCUAUUGUAUUGUCCUUAGCCGGCACUCUAUCUGUUGGUUUAGAAUAAACAAGUUGAGAGAGGGAAUUGCAUCGUUUUAGGGUUGAAAAAUUCUGGAAAAUGUCCCCAAAUUACCAUGUUUUCCAGGAAUCCCAGUUGGAAUAUUACUGGAAGCGGGAGGGAAUAAGCAGAAAAUCUGGAAUCCUCGUACCAAGAAUUCUGGAAUUCUGGUAAAGUGAUCUGAAAUUUUGCAAUCCUAUGUAGACUCAAGAUAAAAAAUAUAUUUCUACAUCAUCAUUUGGUUUUGCAUCAGUACAAUCCUAUCAGACAUAAUAUUGUUUUAAUGUUAUAAUCCCUCAGUAGACUAGUGUAUGGUGGGUUUAAUAAAUAAUAUAGAUUUAUGAAUUCAUGUGGUCUGCUAUGCAGCAAUAUUAAGAUAACGACAAGUGGUUGGUCCCUGAUUGGUGUAUUAGAUUAAAGUGAUUGAUUUUGUUUGAAGUUGUGGAAGGCCAGUCAAGGCAGAAGAUUUAGAUUUUUAUACCUCAGAUCGCAACUUUGAAUUUCAGUUCAAUGUGUAUGACAAACAAUACAACCUUAUUUGAGCAAUAAUGAAAACAUUUGAAAAUAAUUAAAUGUUGAAAUCAAUGUGGGCAGCUACAGACAGAAAAAGUAAGUGAUGUUUUUCGGUUUCUUUCCAUAUAGGAUCACUGGAUAUUCAAGUCACAUGUUUUUCAUGAUUAGCCUACCUACCGUUAUACUGGUGAACCUAGCUUCUUAAUGCAUGGGAUGAGUUGAUGAUGAGAAGACGGUGUAGCAGUAACAUGCAGCUCAGUGUUGAUUGCAAUGGGUGCGUUCCAGGUUGUUGCAGUCAUGCUGCACGUCUCAAAAGAUCGCUAUAAAUCAAUAGCAAUAUCAUAUCAGUGUGGUUCCGGAGAGGUGCAAACAUGUCUCCAGGGGUCGUAUUCACUACAAACCAAACUGAAGAAACAAACAGGGAGGGACUACCUUAACUUUAUUUUUUCUUUGCAAGACAUUUUCCUAUGGUGUGUGCACUAAUGAAUACUAGCGACCCAGGUGGUAAGAUCUGACAAUCUGAGCAUGUGACUGCAAUGAAGACGACCUGGAACGUCCCCAAUGACUCCAGUGUUAGGAACACCCAGACAGCCUCUGCAAUGUCCUUCUGUUAGCUCCCUUCCUGUCUCAUGGUCAUGCAUAUGGAUCGGUCUCUGUAAGCAUGUCUUCUGUAUUUCUGUUAUUACUCCCAAUCAAGACUGAAUAUUUUUUAUCACAGAAUGAAGACUGGUGUAUUCAAUGAUUAAUUUAUCAAUAAAUAUAAUUUAUUCUUAAA